Molecule: messenger RNA, 1521 nt
Organism: Daktulosphaira vitifoliae (grape phylloxera)
Lineage: Eukaryota; Metazoa; Arthropoda; Insecta; Hemiptera; Phylloxeridae
Exons: 8
Coding region: 71-1501 (476 amino acids)
Source: RefSeq, a predicted model, not a curated record
UUCAAAUUGAUUUAGUACAAUUAUUUUACUGGUGUAAGAAAAUAGUUAAAUAACUUUUUCAAAAAUUAAAAUGGCAAUAAUACUAAAUAUUCAAGUCUACGUUUGUAUAUAUUUCGUUUUUUUGCAUACUGAAGGUCAUCAUAACAAAAAAGAAUACGCUGAAAGAAUAAAUUAUUUUCUACAUCAUUCCGGUUGGAAAAAUAUAAAUGAUGUGAAAUCAAUCAUGUAUUGGAGUGAAAAAUUAAAAUUCGAAAAUGUAAUUAAUAACCCUGUAACUACACUAAAUUGCGAUAUUAGCAUACGUCACGCAACAAUAUUCCUUGGAUGUUCUUAUGCUAAUGAUUUAAAUAAUAUGUUUAAUGCAUUAACCGUUUUUCAAGCACAUUGCAAUAGUAUGCUAUUUAAUAUUAAUGAAACUAUUGAAACUGUGCAAAGUUGUGUUUAUCUAGUUUUAAAAAAAAUAAAUGAAAUUGUUCCGUUGGCAACACUCAUGAAACAAGCUUUAAAUGCUAUUGAAAUAUUUCAUACGUUGCCCUGGAAUUACCAUAGAAAAAGUCGUGUUAUUUUAAGAGAAACUAUAAGAAAUUUACAGAAUAAAAAUACUUUAAAGAAAUUAGAUCCUUUGUUAAUCAGUCCAGAUACGAUUUAUUUUGCCUUGUCGUUUAUUGAGAAAUUUUUACUCGAGAGAAAUAAAGAACUUAAAAAGGAUAUGGAGUUUUGUGAACUAAUAUUUUUAGAUGUCAAUGUAAUAUGGAAAUCAUGGAUUAUUGAAUUUGACUCUACUGCGAGAUCUAAUGAAAAAAGUCGAGAGCUUAUAAUUUUUCUUAGUAAUAAAAUAAGCAAUUUAGUUCAAACGACAUACCAGAAAAAGUACAUUGAACUUGGAUUUAAAUUUGAUUUGAAUACAAAACAGACAUUUUUACCUAGUCCACCUACCAAUGACAAUCAAGAUACCACCCAAAAUCUAAUAAAUUUGACAGAUCAUACUAAUGAAGUAAACAUGCUACAAAUGAUUCAACAACAUGACAUCGUACGAAAUCUCUCUAUUAAUUCGAUUCAGCCUACCAAUGAAUUAGAUAAACAGGAUGGAAUUAAAAAAAGAGAUAUUACACAAUACAAAAAUUCUAUAAAUUUAAUACAACAUAGCAAUGAUGUAGAUAUACAAGAAGGAAAUAUACAAGAAGAUAUCACACAAUAUCCUUCUAUUAAUUUGAUGCAACCUACCAAUGAAGUAAAUAAACAAAAAAUGAUAAAAGAAGAAAACUACUCACAAAAUCUUUCUUUAAAUUUGACACUACAUACCAAUGAAGUUAAUAUGCUAGAAGAGAUUCAACAAUAUGAUAACACACAACAUUUUUCUAUUAAUUUGAUGCAACCUACCAAUGAAGUAGAUAAACAGGAAGCGUUUACUCAUGAAGAUGAUAUGUGUGAAAAAACAGAUGAUUCAAACUUACAAAUUGAAUAUAUUGAUGAUAAGAUACCAUUUUAUAAGUUCAUUUAAGUUAAUUUUAAUGUGAUAAA